Myripristis murdjan (pinecone soldierfish) is the source of this 3113-nucleotide messenger RNA. It is a transcript of the gene wdr31, whose product is annotated as WD repeat domain 31. Gene Ontology annotation, molecular function: protein binding. NCBI's taxonomy places the organism in Eukaryota, Metazoa, Chordata, Actinopteri, Holocentriformes, Holocentridae. Bases 312 to 1388 code for a protein of 358 amino acids. The transcript has 10 exons. The record is from RefSeq and is a predicted model, not a curated record.
CCCGUGCUCUCCUAGUUACGGGAAAGCGUCGCUAAGGAGAGAAGGAUGUGUGUGCCACUGCUGGAAGUUGUCUGCAACAGAUCUUAGCGCCAUGCAAGUUUACCGGGAGAGCUUCUCUGUUGUUUCGACAAUGACUCUAUCGAUGUUUAACGUUAGUACUUUUCCGUUUUGGCGCUACUAGUUCAUUCAUCUCUCUUGGCAUGAGAGAUAAAGAAAGAUUAGUUAGCAUGCUAGCGAGCUAGCUACCAAACUCCAGCAUCCCAGCGACCACGCCUGUCGGUGGCAGUGUGGCUGCAGGUGUGUAGGCGGACAUGGGCAAACUACAGAGCAAGUUUCGCAAGCGAUCUGAACUCUACAGGGCCUCCCGGGCGGAUGAGGCAGAUAAACUCAAUGACAGUCAGGUGGUGCAGUAUGAACCAGCCCAUCAAGGAUCUAUCAACACUGUCACCAACCUCAGGCCAGAUUUGUGUGUAUCUGGAGGGAGUGACCAGGCUGUGGUGGUGUAUGACUGGAAACAAGGCCGGAUGUGCCAGUCGUUUCAGGGUCACAAUCGAGAGGUUACCAAGGUCCUGUGUUAUCCAGGCAGUACGUGGAUUUUUAGUGCAUCACGAGACAAGAGUGUUCUGAUGUGGGACCUAAACCAGGGGGAUGAACCCAUUCAGGAAUUUUGUGGACAUGAGCUAGUGGUCAAUGGACUAGCUCUCAGCCCUGAUGGCAGAAAGCUGUGCAGUGGUUCUCGUGACAACUGGAUGUGCCUGUGGGAUAUAGAAUCUGGAGAAUGUGAACACAGACAUAACAUCUGCAGAAAUCUGGUGACUCAUGUUUGCUGGGUGCCAGGGAGCUCUUCUAUAGUCCAGACAUCAGAAGAUAAAACCAUAAGGGUGUGGGACAGCCGUGCAUGGCAGGUGACCAACACUUUUCCAGCCAAGCAAUACAUCCAGACCCACUGUGAUGUUUCUUCAAACGGGCACUACCUGGUGUCCAGCAGCAACGGCUUCGGAGGCCAAGGCUGUGAGGCCACGCUCUGGGACCUGCGUCAGCCUGGCUGUAAGGUUGUGGAAUACAGAGGGCAUCUCCAGACUACAGCCUGCUGUAUGUUUUUGCCCACUCCUUCUGGUGGCACUGCCCGGGUGGCAACCUCCUCCCACGACAGCUCCGUCAGAAUCUGGGACCAGAACACAGCAGUCUGUUUAGGGACUUUGAGUCUGGAUGGUGCCGGUCCAUUGGUUUCUCUGGCUCCCAGCGACCCCACAAAUUUGCUGUGUGCCAGCUUCAACUCCGGCCUCCAUCAUAUCCAGAUAGGUCAGGGAUCGAGCCAGGCUCAUGGCUCUGGGGAAGGUUCAGGUGGACAAGGUGGAUUGGACCUUAAAGUGGUGGCACGUUUCUGAAAACGCCUGGUCUGGCCCAGACUCACCUUUGAACAACCAGUGGCACAGAAAGCCGUAGUAUCAAAGGAUUUGGACAUAAUGGCAAUGAUUUUCUUUUGUAUUUUAAUUUUUUGUUCCAAUUUAUAUAUUAUUGACAGCAUAUGGUAUACUGUAGUGAGACAGGACAAGAGAGGAAACGAGGGGAUGACGUGAUCUGCAUUUACGAUACACCUUUGCUCAACAGAGCCACCAUGCCCAUUAUGUGUGUCGUCACCAACAUUAUUGGCCCAUUGAUCGAUUUACCUUCAAAAUCAUCUUUGUACUGAGGAUUGCCAGCUUCCUGGACCAAACCGGCUGAACUGGGAUUCCCUCUCAGGUUUACAUUUAUACUUCUGGUAGGUGGAGCUGACUAGAGGCUUGAUGGUUGUAUUGCAUUGCUUCUGCUGAUGCUGCUGACUGCAGGUUACUGGGAGUCCUCAAGCUACGUAGUAGAAGUACUGAAAUUUGGACUUCAGGCUGUGCUUUUGGAAUAAAUGAUGAGGCUCCUUUCAUUACUUUAUAUACAUAUAACUGUGGUAGUUAAGAUCAAGGGUUCUAAACUUUUUCACCUCCAAACCUUCUCUGCAUUUGAAAACCAUCAUCUAAGCCUUCGGACAAGGCUGAUGAACACGAAGCCCACCUAUGUCAUAUGGGUGAAAAACGAAGAGUGAAUCGAUGCUUAGAGAAAAUGAAAGUCAUAUGCUUUCAUUUGUGGCCACAUCUGUCUGAUUUUGACAGAGAAUUGUAAGCCAAAUAGCAUUUUAUUUAUACUGAGUAUGAUGACCCCCUCAUUUAUAUGAAUUUGUUAGGUACAUCCUGGUAUUUAUGCAACUAUCAUGGCCACGUGUCACUGUAAUGACAUUAUCUUUACCUUUUCAUCAUCACAGCAGGGUAAUGGGGGGAAUAAUAUCCCAAAUGCAUCUCUUUGUUAAGUACUGAUUUUAGAAGAAAUAAAAUAAAAUAAAUUAAAAAGAAGCAUUAGGACUGGACAUGACCAUUCUGUUGGUUUAUCUCUCUCAGAUUAGAUGAGCUCUAUAACUAUGGAUCAUCAUGCAGACUAGCCAAUAAUGUCAAAUAAACUAACUGUUGAUUUGUACUAGCUUUAACCGUUCAAGCAGUAGAACAAUUAAAUAUGUAUACCACAGAACGUCAACACACUUUGUUUUUAGGUGAGUGAUCUUUUCACAUAUCAUUACCUUCAGAGUGCUAAAUGAAUUGUGGGUAUUCAGAGUUAAAAUUGAUAGAGGUCAUGUACUCUCGUUUGACUCAAAAUGCAUAUGCAAUGGAUAUUUAUCUGAAGGCAUCCGUUGGCUUGACACCUGACUUGUUGUAAGCAGAACUUACCAAAUGUACAUUGUUGAGAGCAGACAGGAAACUUAAUGAAAACACAGCAGCCUAGAGGUGAAACACAAGCAGAAAGAAAACCCAGUGAACUGUGACAUGUGGCUUUGGCAAUAAUGAUGCUGGGGAGUCCAAACUGAAACAUGGAAUUGAAGACUAAUUAUUUUCUUGAAACUAGAAUAACAUGGAACCAAAGAUAUUAUUUUGUGACGAUCAGACAUUUAUUUUGUGGAGAUUUGGUUUAGUUAAAUUUGGGAUCAUUUACUCUAAGUGACCUCACAACCAGCGUCACCAAUUGCUUAGAUUUUAUCCAUCUGUAUUUGAUACAUAAUGCUGAAACAAUAAAUGUAUUUUUAAGAAAUGUAA